AUGGCUGUGCCACCAUUCCUCAACGCUUCAAUUAGUUAUGAAUUCACCUAUGAUGUGUUCCUCAGUUUCAGAGGCUCUGAUACUCGCUACGGUUUCAUUGGCAAUCUCUACAAAGCUCUUCAUGACAGAGGAAUCCGAACCUUUAUUGAUGAUGAGGAGCUUCAGAGAGGGGAAGAAAUCACACCAGCACUUGUCAAGGCCAUUGAAGAGUCAAGGAUUGCCAUUCCUGUCUUCUCCAAUAACUAUGCUGCUUCUUCUUUUUGCUUAGAUGAACUUGUCAACAUCAUUCAUAGCUUUCAAGCAAAGGGUAGGUUGGUUUUGCCCGUUUUUUACCAUGUGGAUCCUUCCCACGUGCGGCAUCAGAGAGGGACUUAUGGUGAAGCAUUGGCUAGGCAGGAACUGAAGUUCAAGAACAACAUGGAAAAGGUGCAGAAUUGGCGAAUGGCUCUUCGCCAAGUGGCUAACUUGUCUGGCUGGCAUUUCAAACACGGGGAUGGAUAUGAACAUGAGUUUAUCGAGAAGAUAGUUAAAGAUGUCUCAAGAAUGAUUAAACAUGUUGCUUUUCCGAUUGCUGAUUACCCAGUUGGAUUGGACUCCCACGUGAAAAAUGUAAUUUCGCUUCUGGAAGUUGGUUUAGAUGAUAGAGUCCAUGUGGUUGGUAUCCAUGGAAUUGGAGGAAUAGGUAAAACUACACUUGCUGUAGCAGUUUAUAAUUUCAUUGCUGACUGUUUUCGAGGCUUAUGUUUUCUUCCAAGUGUUAGAGAAAAAUCAAACAAACACGGGUUAGUACAUCUCCAAAAGAUCCUUCUUUCAGAAUUACUUGGAGAGAAUGAAAUUGAGUUGGCAAGUGUUAGACAAGGAAUUUCAAUAAUACGACAUAGGCUCCAAGGGAAGAAGGUUCUUUUGAUUCUAGAUGAUGUUGACAAUCUACAACAAUUGGAGGCCAUGGUUGGAGGAUUUGAUUGGUUUGGUUCUGGAAGCAGGGUUAUUAUUACAACUCGGGACAAACACUUGUUAGCAAGACAUGGUGUUACCAGAACAUAUCAAUUAAAGGAGUUAAGUAAGAGAGAUGCUCUUCAAUUGCUUUGUUGGAAGGCUUUUAAAACAGAAAAAGUUGAUCCAGAUUACAUGGAUGUCUUGAACCGUGCAGUAGCUUAUGCUGCUGGACUUCCAUUGGCAUUGGUAGUAAUAGGUUCCAAUUUGUUUGGAAAAAGUAUAGAAGAAUGGCAAUCUGCAUUAGAUGGGUAUAAAAGGAUUCCUGAUAAACAGAUCCAAAAGAUACUCAAAGUAAGCUUUGAUGCUUUGAAGGAAGAUGAACAGUGUGUUUUUCUUGAUAUUGCUUGUUGCUUCAAAGGAUAUCGAUUGGCUGAGAUUGAAGAUAUACUCUAUGCUCAUCAUGGUAGCUGCAUGAAAUAUCAAAUUGGAGUGUUGCUUGAAAAAUCUCUCAUAAACCUUAGUUCAAAUGAUAAGGUGACAUUACAUGAUUUGAUAGAGGACAUGGGUAAAGAAAUUGUCCGACAAGAAUCACCAAUGGAGCCUGGGAAACGCAGUAGGUUAUGGUUUCCAAAGGAUAUAGUUCAUGUUUUGGAAGAAAAUACGGGAACUAGUAACAUUGAAAUCAUACAUCUGAAUUUCCCCUUUUUUGAAGAAGUAGUAGUAGAUUGGGAUGGAGAAGCCUUCAAGAAGAUGAAAAACCUCAAAACACUUAUUAUUAAAAUAGGCUGUUUUUCCAAGGGUCCCAAACAUCUUCCAAAUAGUUUAAGAUUACUGGAGUGGUGGAGAUAUCCUUCACAAGAUUUACCAUUUGAUUUUUAUCCAAAGGAACUUGCCACAUGCAAGUUUCCCUAUGAUCACUUUACAUCAUUCAAGUGGGCUAGCUUUGUGAAUAAGUUCGUGAAUAUAAGGGUUUUAAACUUUGACUCAUGUCAGUGUUUAACUCAGAUAAAUGACUUAUCUGGUCUCCCAAAUUUAGAAGAACUUUCAUUUUAUGGUUGUUAUAAUUUAGUUACAAUUCAUGAUUCAGUUGGCUUACUAAACAGACUUAAAGUCUUGAGAGCUGAAGGUUGCAUGAAGCUUAGGAUUUUUCCACCCCUCAAGUUGGCGUCUCUAGAAAAACUUGAACUUUCAUAUUGUUCAAGUCUAGAAAGAUUUCCAGAAAUAUUAGGAAAGAUGGAAAACAUAACAGAGCUUAUGUUGUUUCAGGUUUCCAUAAAAGAAUUUCCAUUUUCAUUUCGAAAUCUAACUCGGCUUCAGAGACUAACAAUGGAUGCUAUCGAAGAUGUUAAGUUACCAGGUAGCAUUGUCACGAUGCCAGAACUAGCUGUGAUUUCUAUUUUCAUUUUUAAAGGAGAACUAUUGCUAAAACCGGAAGAGGGUAAAGAAAAAGUGAGCUUGAUGAUGUCUUCAAAUGUGACACAUCUUUAUCUCCAAUACACCAACCUGUCAAAUGAAUCUUUGGCAAUAGGUCUCACAUGGUUUGCUAAUGUUAAAGAAUUAGUCAUAUCGUGCAGUAAUUUCACAAUUCUUCCUGAAUGCAUCAAAGAAUGUCACUUUUUACGGAAGCUUAUGUUGAAUGAUUGCUAUUGUCUCGAAGAAAUCCAAGGGAUUCCGCCAAACUUAAAUUAUUUCAAUGCAAUAAACUGCAUAUCCUUGACUUCCUCAUCUAGAAGCAUGUUACUAAAUCAGGAAUUGCAUGAAGCUGGAAACACUGAAUUUUGUUUUCCAGGAGCAAGGAUUCCAGAGUGGUUUGAGCAUCAAAGCAUGGAACCAUCAAUAUCUUUUUGGUUUCGUAACAAAUUUCCUGGCAUAGCUAUCUGCAUUGUUUCUUCCUUGACAUGGGGUGAAUAUGAUAUGGAUGUGAUCAUCAGUGGCAAUGAAUUUUUCUUUACUAUUGAGCAUUCAGUUGUUGACAUUAUGGAACUGGAUCAUACCUAUCUUUUUGAUAUGCAAAUGAAAAAAUUCAAUGAUGAUCCGGUCAAAUCACUUUCAGAAAAUGAAUGGAACCUUGCAACAAUUACAUGUGAGGGUGCAUCCACUAUCGGGAUUCAUGUAUUCAAACAGGAAAGGAGCAAGGGGGAUAUUAGAUUCACCAUUCCUUUUUGA
This is a messenger RNA of Abrus precatorius (Indian licorice), 3102 nucleotides long. Its product is annotated as TMV resistance protein N-like. Gene Ontology annotation, molecular function: ATP hydrolysis activity; ADP binding. The transcript has 5 exons. Bases 1 to 3102 code for a protein of 1033 amino acids. Gene Ontology annotation, biological process: signal transduction; defense response. Lineage: Eukaryota; Viridiplantae; Streptophyta; Magnoliopsida; Fabales; Fabaceae. The record is from RefSeq and is a predicted model, not a curated record.